UAAGUGGGUUAAGGUGUUUCAGUGUUUUCAGUUUGGUGUAACAUUUUAUCAAUCCCUUCUAUAUUGUAUUUUUUUUCCAACCGGAUUGAUUUCGUUCUAUUCGCGAGUAUGUGGGACUGAAAACGUUAAACUGUGUUGUGCGGCCAACUGUUGCAAUAGAAUUGCUCCCGCGAUCCCUGGCUUUAGCCAGGAGAAAUCCCAAACCAAUAGUCUAUUCCAGCAGUCGGUCAGUCUUGGAGCAGAAACUUGGCGAGCGGAUGCAAAAUCUUCUACUAACUGUUGGCAAAGAACUUUCAGAUGACAGAUGAUCGAAAUUGUGUUCUAAGUGAAGGUGCGGUCUGCGUCCACCGAAAUUAAUCUGCGUGUCGAUCUCGGACGUUUCGGUUCGAUUCGGUCAGUGACUUAGUGAUGAAGGUUCAAUUUAUCACAAUUCAAACAGUGAGCACGAUUUUUGGUUAGCGCGGUCGAGAAAAAUAAAACCCGAUCGAGAGAGCACUCUCAACAUUUCCGAAGGUUAUGAUCAAGUGUAUCGAUUUGUCACCAUUUGCCGAUGCCAAACGUGCAAAUACAGCUUGUGAGCAAACAUCGCAGGAAAGCUUCCUUCAAGAAAGAAAAACAACAAAACGGCUGAGCUAAAGUAGUGUGCCUGAUUAAUGUUUAACAGAGGCAAAUGUUGAACUGAACAAACAACCCAAGCUGAUGAAAAGAAGCACCUCAAACAGGAAAGGUGCUUCAAGCCAGUUUAGUUCUAGUGCAGUGAAGAUCUCUCCCCACCCUUAAAAGUGAUAAGUGAUACUGAAUAAAAUGAUCAAGCGAAAAGCUCUCAUCUCGACAACGACGACGGUCAUCACACUUCUUUAUGGGCUGCUGAACUCGAAGGGAUCCAGAGCCUUCGACGUGUACUGGAACAUUCCCAGCUUCAUGUGCAAGCAGUAUGGGUUGGAUUUUUCGCACCUUGGCUACACCUAUGGGGUGGCCCAGAAUCCCAAGGACUCCUUCCGGGGAAAUGUCUUCACAAUCCUGUACGAUCCCGGUAAAUUUCCCGCAAUUUUCGAGAAAAAAGACACCAAUGUGCUGUACAAACGGAACGGAGGGGUUCCCCAGGAGGGGAAUCUUACCGAGCAUCUGGAAAUUUUUCGAAUGCACGUGGAGCAGCAAAUGCCGGAUCCCAAUUUUCCUGGUGUCGCCGUUAUUGAUUUUGAAUCGUGGAGGCCUAUUUAUAGGCAAAAUUUUGGAUCUCUUCAACCGUACAAGGAUCUCUCGAUGAAGAUCGAAAAGGAUCGACAUCCGUUGUAUAAUAAGAAGAUGCUGGAAGCUGAGGCCACCAGGCGCUUCGAAGCAACAGGCCAGGACUUCAUGGCCCAGACGCUGACGCUGGCCAAACAGCUGCGGCCCCAAGCAUCCUGGGGCUACUAUGCCUUCCCCUAUUGCUUCAACAUGAACGGACAUCCGGCCAACCAGCGGGAGGAUUGCGUGGCGGAAGUGCAGCGGGAAAAUGACCGAAUCCAAUGGCUUUUCGACGAUUCGGACAUCAUCUUUCCGUCGGUGUAUCUGCGUGAAAAGCUGAGCCCCGGGGAUCGAGUAAAAUUGGUCCGUGGCCGGGUCAAAGAAGCAGUCCGGGUGGCCCGAAACGUGCGUGGCUUCCCCUAUGGCCAAAAACCUCCGGUCCUCACGUACAUGCGGUACGUCUACACCGACACCAUCGGGUAUCUCACUGAGUCCGACUGGAUCAACACUCUGAAUGCGAUGAAGCAGCUCGGAUCCGAUGGCGUGAUUCUGUGGGGCAGCUCUUACGAUCUCAACACAAGGGAAAAAUGUUUCGAGUUUAAAAACUACAUGGACAACACCCUGGGUCCGAUUCUCGUGUCCCUGCAGCGAAGAUACUUCGUCGAAGGAUUAAAGCUAAGCGAUGAUGUUGGAUGUUAGAUGGAUUUUCUUAACAAUAUCCUGAAAAAAAAAUCAUUUAAAAAAGGCAACGUAAUCGAAACUUUUUUCCCGUUCACCAAAAAUGAGGAAGAAAAAAUGCAGCAACGAACCAAAUGUGAUCAACAGUCCCAAAAAAAUGUUAGCUUCGAAUAAUAAAAAAAAUCGAUGUAAAAAUUUUAAAACCAUUUCUAUACCCUUCGCUAGUAAGCCAGAUAAGACAAUUUAACGAGUAAGCGUCUUUUAUUUAUGAGUCCAAGUCGAAGUCGUUGUGCAGCAGAAGUUUAUUUGAGUAAGUAUAGGAAUCGUAAGAUGAAAACAAUAAAAAAAAA
This is a messenger RNA of Uranotaenia lowii, 2255 nucleotides long. Its product is annotated as hyaluronidase Tab y 2.0101-like. Gene Ontology annotation, molecular function: hyalurononglucosaminidase activity. Lineage: Eukaryota; Metazoa; Arthropoda; Insecta; Diptera; Culicidae. The record is from RefSeq and is a predicted model, not a curated record. Bases 805 to 1926 code for a protein of 373 amino acids. Gene Ontology annotation, biological process: hyaluronan catabolic process; carbohydrate metabolic process; defense response. The transcript is spliced from 8 exons.